This is a messenger RNA of Dermatophagoides pteronyssinus (European house dust mite), 987 nucleotides long. Its product is annotated as ribosomal RNA-processing protein 7 homolog A. Gene Ontology annotation, biological process: ribosomal small subunit assembly; rRNA processing. The record is from RefSeq and is a predicted model, not a curated record. Lineage: Eukaryota; Metazoa; Arthropoda; Arachnida; Sarcoptiformes; Pyroglyphidae. Gene Ontology annotation, molecular function: nucleic acid binding. Gene Ontology annotation, cellular component: UTP-C complex; CURI complex.
CGUGUUUCGUUUUUUGACUUUUUGAAUUUUAUUUUUUUCGGAAAAUCUAACAAAAUGCAAAUUAUCAAAAAUGAAGGUUUCAAUGUUUUACAGGUAAAAUUUGAUAAACAAUCAUCAAUCAUACGGCAUUUAUAUGUGAAAAGUUUCAUUUCAAAUUCAUUAAUUCAACAACGAAAAAAUUCUGAUCAUGAUUUACAACAACAACAAGAAUGUAAAGCCGAAAAUUGUACAUUAUUCAUACUGAAUAUACCACCAUUCAUUAAUGAACAACAUAUUCGUUAUUUAUUUGAAAAAUGUGGAAAAAUUGUCCGGGUGUUUUUCGAUGAAAAACCAUCAUUUCAAACAGCAACAUCAAUGUUGGAAAAAAUACAGAAAUUAGAUUCGAAAACCGACCAGCAAGAUAAAUCUGCAAUUCCCUUAGGUUUUUCUUCAUCAGUUUUUGAAGAAAAUGAAAUUUUCAACUAUAAAAUUUGCCAUGUGGUUUUCGCCAAAUUGAGCGCACUUUCAAAUGCUUUAGAUAUGGCCGGAACGGAUCAUGUUUAUACGUUUGUCCCUGACGAAAUUGAUCCGGAUGAUAAACGUUGGUUUACUGGCAUUAAACUUUGGCAAUCUCGAUAUAAUAAUUCUGUGAUCGAUCAAUAUCAUCGAGUAAAAUUGGCUGAAAAAUUUGUGGCCGAAAUGGAUGAACAAUCGGAUGAACAACAGAAACGAAUUGAAGCCGAACAACAACAAUCGAUUGAACAGGAAUCAGGCGGGUGGAUAACAGUAAAUCGUAAUCUACGUCGCAAUCGUCGUGCAUUAAUCGCUAAUCAACAACAUGAUCGUCUGAUUGAAGAAAAAUUAAAAGAUCGUCAAAUGAAACGAAAACUUUCGGAACAAAAAUUCGAUGAACAAAUUGCACCUAUAAUUGAAGCAGCACAGAAAAAGAAGAAGAAAAAUCCUCGAACUAUUCAUAAUAAUUUUUGAACCAAAAAGUUUUUUAUUUUU